AUGAUGCACAGAGAAUCUUGUGCUUGCGGGACGGAUAGUCUGGAACUGUUUAAAGUUCCCCCGACGAACGUCACUAUAGAAGACUCUAAAUGGAUGGAAUAUUAUCCGAUUUCCAGUACUCUGAAUUCAGAUACAGCUCCCAUCGAAUUCGAAAUCAAAGGACAGGGAGAUGAAUAUCUGGAUUUAUCUCAAUCGUAUCUCCAGAUGACCUGUAAAUUUACCAAAGGAGAUGACACAGCUCUCACGGGAGGCAAUUCUACUUCCACUCCCGUCAAUAACAUCUUACAUUCCUUAUUCAGCGAAAUCGAUGUGAGUCUCAAUGGAAAAGUCAUCACCCCGGGAACGGAUACUUAUCCGUACAAAGCCUACUUGGAGAAAUUACUGUCUUAUAGCCACAAGACUCUGAAAACCCAGAUGAAGGCCUGUACCUUGUGGGAAAAAGAUACGGCCGGGCACAUGAACGAAGUCGGGUUAGCCGCUCUGACUCAACCUGACAAGCAAUUCGCCGUAGCCGGUGAUACACUCACCAUCAAUGCCGUCAUCCCUACCCCGGUCUAUCCCGAUAAUUCCAAGAACGUGGGGUUAAGAAAACGUCACGAGAAGAUAGAUAACAGUAAAGUCAUCGUGUUGAUGGAUCGUUUACAUCUGGAUUUAUUUCAGCAAGAGAAAUGUCUGCCGAACGGAGUAGACGUCCGUCUGAGAUUCAACCGCACCAGGUCUCAAUUCUACAUGAUGACCGCUGCGUUGAGUAGUGGCAAAGUGGCCAUUCAAAGUAUGAUCUUGUGGGUGAGAAAAGUCAAACCGAUUCCUAACAUCGUCAAUCUGAUCAAUCAACAGCUGAGUACUCAAACGGCUAAAUAUCCGUUGAGAAGAGUGGAAGUGAAAACGUUCACCAUUCCCACCGGCACCCAAUCGAAAAUCACCGAUCACCUGUUUCAAGGACAGAUGCCCAAACUGAUUCUCUUGGGCUUCGUGGAAAAUGCCGCCUUUAACGGCGAUAAUACUAAAAAUCUGUUUCAUUUCAAAUAUCAGCAAGUCAAGAAAUUAGAAGUCAGUAUCAAUGGAGAACUGAUAGAAACCCGACCCCUGGAACCAAAUUUCAACGACGAUCAGUAUCUGAGAUCGUAUCUGACCCUUUACAAAGGCCUGGGAAAAUUAGGACAGGAUUGGGCCCCGGACGAGUAUAAAAAGGGAUACACUCUAUGGUGUGUGGAUUUCACCAAAGAUCAAGAAGCUCAGACCGAUAAAUUUCAUCUCAUACAGACGGGGAACCCGAGAGUGGAAGUACAAUUCACGGCCGACGUAGCGGAGACCUUGAACUGCGUUGUGUAUGCCGUCUUUGACAAUUUGCUAGAAGUCAACAAACAGCGAGAAGUCAGCAUCGAUUACUGA
Molecule: messenger RNA, 1392 nt
Organism: Ostrea edulis (European flat oyster)
Lineage: Eukaryota; Metazoa; Mollusca; Bivalvia; Ostreida; Ostreidae
Exons: 1
Coding region: 1-1392 (463 amino acids)
Source: RefSeq, a predicted model, not a curated record